This is a messenger RNA of Carya illinoinensis, 1317 nucleotides long. RefSeq names its product ribosome biogenesis protein BRX1 homolog 2. Gene Ontology annotation, cellular component: nucleolus. Bases 168 to 1109 code for a protein of 313 amino acids. Gene Ontology annotation, biological process: ribosomal large subunit assembly; rRNA processing. The record is from RefSeq and is a predicted model, not a curated record. Lineage: Eukaryota; Viridiplantae; Streptophyta; Magnoliopsida; Fagales; Juglandaceae. Gene Ontology annotation, molecular function: rRNA binding. The transcript has 9 exons.
GGGCCCUAAAGUUUUAGGGUUUACGUUUCGGCUCCUUCUUACAGCUGAAGGGUUUAUCGGCCGUGAUCGUUCGUUCGUUCGUUCCCUCUGUAUCCAAGUCGUAGCGUUGCCCUUCAACUCUCUCCGGCUGCUUAUUUGAGAGAAAAAGAAAAGAAGAAGAAACAACAAUGGGGAAGAAAAGAAAACACAGUGAGACGGAGGUGGCACCGCCAAAGAAGGAUGUGAGUGCUGAAGAGAGACCUAAAAGGACGCUAUUGGGUUGGAAAGAUAAGGCUGAAGAAGUAAAGAAAGAAAGUGAUUCCAUGGGUUUCAGGAACAAGGAGAAGGUUCUGGUCACUUGCUCGCGCCGCAUUAAUUUCAGGUACCGGCAUUUGAUGUUGAAUAUAGUGUCGCUCUUGCCCCACUGUAAGAAGGAUAACAAGGUCGAGUCGAAGGCUAGUAAGGGCACCACUUUGAACGAGCUGGUCGAGCUAAAGAGUUGCUCUUCCUGUCUUUUUUUUGAGUGCAGGAAACAUCAAGAUCUUUAUCUAUGGAUGGCAAAAUGUCCCAAUGGGCCAUCUGUCAAAUUUUUAGUUAAUGCUGUGCACACAAUGGAGGAAUUGAAGCUUACUGGAAACCAUCUGAAAGGGUCUCGUCCUAUUUUGACAUUCUCAGACAAUUUUGAUAAAGAUGCCCAUUGGAAACUUUUGAAAGAGUUGAUAAUUCAGAUAUUUGGAAUACCAAAGGAACACAGGAAAUCUAAGCCUUAUCAUGAUCAUGUAUUUGUUUUCUCCAUUGUUGAUGACCACAUAUGGUUCCGGAAUUACCAGAUAUCUGUACCUCAUAAUGAAGCAGAUAAAGUACCUCGAGGGGGCCUAGAGAAUAUGACCCUUGUUGAGGUUGGUCCACGAUUCUGCUUGAACCCAAUCAAAAUAUUUGCUGGCAGCUUUGGAGGCCCUACCCUCUAUGAGAAUCCAUUUUACAUAUCACCAAAUCAGAUUCGAGCUUUGGAGAAAAGGAAAAAGGCUGGGAAGUAUGCAAAGAAAGUCAAAGCAAAGACAAGAAGGAAGAUGCAUGAGCUAUCGAAUCCACUGGAGCCUGAUGAGUUUGCAGAAAUGUGGAAAGAAUGACAGAUUUGAAGACCUCACCCUUUCUUGUAACAAGGAACGGAACUUCCUUUUUCACCUUGUAUUAUUAUCAAAGAUUGAAAUGGCAGAUUUUGGUUAACUGCUCCUGCCUUUUAAUGGUGUUUCAUAUUGGCCCCCAGUUGAUUAGCUUGUGUAUUCAAGUUGGGGCAUGUUGAGAUCAUCUAUAUAUUAUUUGCUUCUCUUGUUCUCU